This is a messenger RNA of Pseudomassariella vexata, 1086 nucleotides long. RefSeq names its product homoserine kinase. The coding region runs from base 1 to 1086 and encodes 361 amino acids. The record is from RefSeq and is a predicted model, not a curated record. The transcript is spliced from 3 exons. Gene Ontology annotation, biological process: L-threonine metabolic process. Lineage: Eukaryota; Fungi; Ascomycota; Sordariomycetes; Amphisphaeriales; Pseudomassariaceae. Gene Ontology annotation, molecular function: homoserine kinase activity; ATP binding.
AUGGAGACGAACGGACAGGGCAUCGAGAAGUUCAGUAUCCGAACGCCGUGCUCCUCAGCCAAUAUCGGGCCCGGAUUCGACGUCAUUGGCCUGGCAUUGUCCAUCUACCUCGAGCUCCAGGUGACUGUUGACCACACCAAGACUUCCUCCGAGCACCCUUUGAACUGCCGAAUCACAUAUGAGGGCCAGGGAGAGAACUCGGGCGAGGUCCCGCUCGAUCCAGCCUCCAAUCUCAUCACUCGCGUGGCCCUGUACGUUUUGAGAUGCCAUGAUCAACGUGCAUUCCCUGUGGAGACGCAUGUGCACAUUGUAAACCCCAUCCCUCUGGGCCGUGGUUUGGGAUCAUCCGGAGCCGCUGUUGUAGCGGGUGUGAUGCUGGGCAAGGAAGUUGGCGGUCUGGAUCUGGACAACGACCGAUUGUUCGAUUUCUGCCUUAUGAUUGAGCGACACCCGGACAAUAUUGGUGCAGCCUUGUUUGGUGGCUUCGUGGGUACCUACUUGAAGCCGUUGUCACCAGAGGAUGUAGCCCGAGUGGAGAUCCCGUUGGCCGAAGUGCUCCCAGCACCAGCAGGUGGCGUUGACACGGGCGAACGUCCCCCUGAGCCGCCUUAUGGAAUUGGCCAUCACAUCAAAUUCCCUUGGUGUCGGCAGAUCAAGGCAGUCGCCAUAAUACCUGAAUUCCAGGUUCCCACUGCCAAGGCGCGAGAGGUCCUUCCAGCGAACUAUCCCAGACAGGAUGUCACUUUCAACCUGCAGAGAAUAGCCCUGCUGCCCGUGGCACUCGGCCAGUCACCGCCCGAUCCAGAACUGAUCUAUCUAGCAAUGCAGGACAAGCUCCACCAGCAGUACCGACAAACGCUCAUUCCUGGCCUCGGAGAUAUAGUGGAAUCCAUGUCGCCAAGCACCCAAGAAGGUCUGCUUGGAGUGUGCCUAUCGGGCGCCGGCCCAACCAUCCUUGCACUUGCCACCAGUAAUUAUGAGCAGAUUGCAGACCGAAUCAUUGAGUUCUUUAAGAAAGAGGGGAUUCGAUGCCAAUGGCUUAUCCUAGAGCCAGCUGAGGGAACCAAAGUCAUCCGGAGAGAUUAG